AUGAGUAUGAUGAUGAUGCCCUUGCAGCGCCUCCUGUUCCGUUCCUCGUUCCAGGCACCGUAUCUUGGCAGCCUCAUCGCGGCAAAGGUUGCCGCUUUAGCAGGCAUCUUUCUGGCAGCUGGCACUUCCCUCGCCGAUGCCCUGACGAUGCUUGCAGCAUUGCUUACCGGACUGGACAUCGCCAUGAGAAUUGCAGCUUCCAGGAGCAGCAAAUUCGCCUGUUCGAAACAUGGCUCCGAUCUGCUCUUGGUGGUGUUGUUGAUGCUUCAGUGCAUAUCGUGUUCAGCAGCGGAUGCCACAGAAGCCAGGCCGAAGUGCCGAGCACUUCGACUGGUUCUGCCCUUUGCGGUGCUUGUGAGCGCCGGUGGGAACAUGAUGCGAAUGACGCGUCAGCCAAAGCCUGAAGGAGCACAGCAAGAUCAAGAUCACUUGGAGGUUGGAGGCAUGAACAUGGAGUGA
Molecule: messenger RNA, 459 nt
Organism: Symbiodinium sp. CCMP2592
Lineage: Eukaryota; Dinophyceae; Suessiales; Symbiodiniaceae
Source: the annotation of a GenBank genome assembly